AAAUGGAGUUAGAAGGAUAAACUCUCUCCCUCCUCCCGCUCUCCCUCUCCUCUCUCCCUCUCCUCUCUUUCUCUCUCUCUCUCUCUGAUAGAAAAGGAAGAGGAUUGACUUGAGUGCAAAAGGGACGGUGCUCUGAUUUUUUUUUUUGUUUUCUUUUCUUCUCUACUUUCCUACCCAGGUGUAGAGAACCCAGUAAGUCUAGCAGGAGAAAGGUCCUUUGAGCCCUAGCUUAAUUCUUCAUUGAUUCCAUUGGAUUUAGAGAUCUUGGGCCUUUUAUCCACCUCCAAUCAACGAUGAUGAUGUUCGAAGACAUGGGAAUCUGUGGCGAUCUCGACUUCUUCUCGGGACCCAUCAUGGAAGGACAUGUGUCAGUAGCGGGUGCUCCUAUGCACUCCACCGAGACGGAGCCCAUGGCGGAGGAUGAUUACUCCGAUGAGGAGGAGAUCGAUGUGGAUGAGCUUGAGAGGAGGAUGUGGAGGGAUAAGAUGCGCCUCAAGCGGCUCAAGGAACAGAACAAGGGCAAGGAAGGCACUGAGUUGGCGAAGCAGAGGCAGUCCCAGGAACAGGCCAGGAGGAAGAAGAUGUCUAGGGCACAGGACGGCAUCUUGAAAUACAUGCUUAAGAUGAUGGAGGUCUGUAAAGCUCAAGGGUUCGUUUACGGGAUCAUCCCGGAGAAGGGUAAACCUGUCACAGGGGCCUCGGACAACCUCCGAGAGUGGUGGAAGGAUAAGGUCCGGUUCGACCGCAACGGGCCUGCUGCCAUAGCAAAGUAUCAAGCUGAUCACUGCAUCCCGGGGAAGAACGAGGGUUGUAAUUCAAUCGGGCCAACCCCGCACACCCUGCAGGAGCUCCAGGACACGACUUUGGGCUCUCUGUUAUCGGCGCUCAUGCAGCACUGUGACCCACCACAGAGGAGGUUCCCGCUGGAGAAAGGGGUUCCACCCCCAUGGUGGCCCACCGGGAAUGAGGAGUGGUGGCCCCACCUGGGCCUGCCCAAGGAGCAGGGGCCCCCACCCUACAAGAAGCCCCACGACCUGAAGAAGGCUUGGAAGGUUGGGGUUCUCACUGCGGUCAUUAAGCACAUGUCCCCUGAUAUUGCAAAGAUAAGGAAGCUUGUGAGGCAGUCCAAGUGCCUGCAGGACAAGAUGACUGCGAAAGAGAGCGCCACGUGGCUUGCAAUCAUAAACCAGGAGGAGGCCCUGGCUCGUGAGCUUUAUCCCGACUCGUGCCUCCCCUUGUCCUCUUCUGGAGGGAGUGGGACUUUGGUGAUCAGUGAUUGUAGCGAGUACGAUGUGGAGGGGGCAGAAGACAAGUCGUGCUUUAAUACGCAGGAAUGCAAGGCUGAGAACAACAUAAGCCCGCCCAAUUUUGGGAUUGCAGGUUUGGACUUCAUUCGUAAGAGAAAGCCCUCUGGUGAUUUGAGUACGACCACCAUGGACCAGAAGAUCUUUACCUGCGAGUUUGUCCAGUGUCCCUACAGUGAGACCCGACUGGGGUUUCAUGACAGGACUCUGAGGGACAAUCACCAGAUGAAUUGCCUGUACAGGAAUAAGUCGUCCGAGUUUGGAGGCGGGUCUAAUUUUGAGGUCAAGCCUGUGAUAUUUCAUCAGUCGUUUGUACAGCAGCAGCAGCAACCCAAGCCAGCAGUGACAGCACCUGGGCACAGUCCAGUCUUGCAAGCGGCGUUUGACCUGUCAGGCCUUGGGGUGCCAGAAGAUGGGCAGAAGGUGAUCAGUGAACUCAUGUCCAUCUACGAGUCCAACAUUCAGGGCAACAAGAACAUGAAUGCGAACAACAGUUCGGUUCUAGUUGAUCAGAAUCGUUCCCACCCCAGGAUUCAGCAACAGAAUGAGUUUAACAUCCGCAGUCAAAGUCCAGCCAUGGAAGGGAACUUCUUUCAACAGCCAAAUAUCUCUAGCAACCACCAGAUGUUCAGUCGCGAGGAAAGUCAGUUUGACCGGUUCAAGGCCUUGAAUUCUUCGUUCGAGCCCAACCACAGCAGCAACAGCAGCAGCAGCAAUGAGAACAAUUACACCUUCAUGUUUGGUUCCCCAUUCGAUCUCUCCACCUUCGAUUACAAGGAAGAAUUACCAGUCGGGCCCAUCGAGUGCGUCCCCAAGCAGGACAUCCCGAUCUGGUUCCAGUGACAGAUACCCGAGUGUUGGAACUGUAAAUUCUCCGGGGAGAGAGGGGGACCGUCACGCAACAACCUCGGUCUUGUUGGGUAGAUCAGUUUUUUUUUUUUUGGAUGUUUGUGGUGACUAAUGUGAUCAUCUCAUCUUCCAAAAGAAACCUAAUUUACUACAUUUUUCUUCACAAUGUAGGGAUGUAGAUGUUAGAUGGAGGGUUUUUUUAAGUUUGGUAUAUUAGCUGGACAGGUCUUUUGAUGGGCAAAUAAGGAGUGUAGAGAGGAGAGGGUGGCCCCACAGUGACUUGUCCUGCUAAUGCUGCUGUCUCCUAAUAUAUCAGACAGUACAACUUCUCUUAAAUAUUUGUAAUGUAUUGAUGACUAUCUACAUAUAUAUAAUAUAUGUAUGUAUGAAUGUGACUGUGAUAUAAAUAAGUUAGGUGGUGCAUUUCCGGUUGUAUUGA
Molecule: messenger RNA, 2592 nt
Organism: Punica granatum (pomegranate)
Lineage: Eukaryota; Viridiplantae; Streptophyta; Magnoliopsida; Myrtales; Lythraceae
Source: RefSeq, a predicted model, not a curated record